Phaeoacremonium minimum UCRPA7 is the source of this 834-nucleotide messenger RNA. Its product is annotated as putative mating-type m-specific polypeptide mc 2 protein. The record is from RefSeq and is a predicted model, not a curated record. The transcript has 3 exons. Bases 1 to 834 code for a protein of 277 amino acids. Gene Ontology annotation, biological process: regulation of transcription by RNA polymerase II; cell differentiation; anatomical structure morphogenesis. NCBI's taxonomy places the organism in Eukaryota, Fungi, Ascomycota, Sordariomycetes, Togniniales, Togniniaceae. Gene Ontology annotation, molecular function: DNA-binding transcription factor activity, RNA polymerase II-specific; RNA polymerase II cis-regulatory region sequence-specific DNA binding.
AUGGGUGGGAUUGCUGCGAGUCUCUACUUUGAUAUACAGCAUGUUCGAUAUCGAAUCACUCAUUUCGUCCCCGAGAACACAGUCGAUGCCUCUCGCUACGUCUUCAUUGCACAUCACAAUGAUGGAACCGAUGUCAAUGAAGCUCAGCUUUCAGAGUUGGGUGAAGGUGAUGUCACUCAAUCUGCAACUUCUGAGCAGCAUGGGCCCGCCAUGACUGAGCCGAAUAUCACUGCUUCCACCCAGAAUAAUCAAUUCUUCAUUGGCGGGAAUGCUCAACAUGAGCAGUCCGAUGACUCUAUCGCGCAUCAACCUGCACAUAGUUUCAGCUUCCCCGCCGGCCAAGAUCUUGUCGGUGACCAAGCUGCACAGAACUUCACCUUCCCCACCAGCCAAGGUUUUGUUGGUGAUCAAGUUGCACAGAACUUGAAUUUCUCCACUGGUCAAGACCUUGUAGGUGAUCGGCCUGCAGAGAACUUCAACUUCCUUGCCAGUCAAGAUCUUGUGGGUCUUCAGUCUGUACAGAACUUCUCAGUUCACACCGGUCAAGAUCUUGGGGGCAUCCAGCUUCCGCAAAUCGCCAAUCAUCUCAUCCCUAACUAUUGUGGUCAAGGUGUUGCGAUCAAAGCCGCUCACGAUGCUCUGAUCCAAGCUCCUCAGCCUUCCAGCAGGCUGCCUCAGCCGCCUCGUGUAAGACGACCAUCGAAUGCAUGGAUUCUCUACCGGCGAGACAAAAGCAAGGCCUUGUCCACGAGCAACCCAGGUCUCAAAGCUGCCCAAAUUUCCGGGAUGAUAUCCGAAAUGUGGCAGAACGAGGAUGACGAGACUAAGAACUAG